Molecule: messenger RNA, 2115 nt
Organism: Malus domestica (apple)
Lineage: Eukaryota; Viridiplantae; Streptophyta; Magnoliopsida; Rosales; Rosaceae
Product: L-ascorbate oxidase homolog
Molecular function (GO): copper ion binding; oxidoreductase activity
Source: RefSeq, a predicted model, not a curated record
CUCAUCUCGCAGACAAAAGCACUCUAACCCUCUCAAAGGUGCUCAAAGAAAAAGCAAAAGCAGAAAGAAAAAAAAGCACAGGAGGUUAAGGGGAGCUUUACAGAGAGAGAGAUUUAAAGCUUGAAUCUUUAUCUUCUGGGAGGGUUUUAUUUUGCAUCUCAGUCCCAUUUCUCCAUUGGUUUCUCUCAAACAUCCAAAUAAGAAUAUUGGGUUGGAGAGAGAGAUAGAGAGAGAGAGAUGGGAGUGUACAAAAGCGCUUGUUGCGUGAUAUUGGUUGCCCUGCUUACUGUGAUCUGCACAAGUGGUGAAGAUCCCUACAGGUUCUACAACUGGAAUGUCACCUAUGGUGAUAUCUACCCCCUUGGAGUUAAACAGCAGGGGAUAUUGAUAAAUGGGCAGUUUCCAGGGCCGCAGAUCGAGUCUGUCACCAAUGACAACCUCAUCAUCAGCGUUUUCAAUAGCUUGGAUGAACCUUUUCUCAUCUCUUGGAAUGGAGUACAGCAGAGAAGGAACUCAUGGCAGGAUGGGGUGUUUGGCACGAAUUGCCCCAUCCCGCCGGGACAUAACUUCACAUAUGUUCUUCAAGUCAAGGAUCAGAUUGGCAGUUACUUCUACUUCCCUUCCCUUGGCCUCCACAAGGCUGCAGGAGGGUUCGGUGGUAUCAAAAUUGACAGCCGCCCACGUAUUCCAGUACCUUUCCCUCCUCCUGCUGGAGAUUUUACCAUACUCGCCGGAGACUGGUUCAGUAAAAAUCACACUGAUUUGAAAGCAAUUUUAGAUGGUGGAAAUAAUCUUCCCAUCCCCGACGGACUCCUCAUUAAUGGCCGUGGAUCCAAUGGGUUUACAUUUACAGUUGAUCAAGGCAAGACAUACAGAUUGCGGAUAUCGAAUGUGGGGCUUACAACUUCCAUUAAUUUCAGAAUCCAGGGGCACAAGAUGUUGUUAGUAGAGGUGGAAGGCACCCACUCUCUUCAAAACACUUACAGUUCUCUUGAUAUUCAUUUGGGUCAGUCCUAUUCUGUAUUGGUUACAGCUGAUCAACCGCCACAAGAUUACUACAUUGUUGGCUCUUCGCGUUUCACGUCACAAGUGCUCAGUGCAACCUCCAUUCUCCACUACAGUAACUCUGCAGGAAGUGUUUCUGGUCCUCCACCCGGUGGCCCAACAACUCAGAUUGACUGGUCUCUUGAACAAGCCCGAUCUCUCAGACGGAAUUUGACAGCGAGUGGUCCGAGGCCUAACCCCCAAGGCUCUUAUCAUUACGGAUUGAUCAACACCACCCGCACAAUCAGGCUCACAAACUCUGCUCCAAUUAUCAAUGGCAAGCAGAGAUAUGCUGUGAACAGCGUUUCAUUCAUCCAACCGGACACACCACUUAAACUUGCUGACUACUUCAAGAUCUCAGGGGUGUUUUCCCUUGGAAGCAUCCAAGACAACCCCACUGGCGGCGGUGCUUAUCUUCAGACUUCUGUCAUGAAUGCUGAUUUCCGUGGCUUUGCUGAACUUGUGUUUGAGAAUCCAGAGGAUACUGUGCAGUCAUGGCACAUUGAUGGCCAUAAUUUCUUUGUUGUAGGGAUGGAUGGUGGACAGUGGACCCCUGCAAGCAGAUUGAGAUACAAUUUGAGAGACACUAUAUCUCGCUCCACCGUUCAGGUGUAUCCCAACUCAUGGACUGCAAUCUACAUGCCAUUGGACAAUGUGGGAAUGUGGAACAUAAGGUCCGAGAACUGGGCACGGCAGUACUUAGGCCAGCAGUUCUAUUUUCGUGUCUACUCGCCUGCGAAUUCAUGGAGGGAUGAAUAUCCGAUCCCAAGGAAUGCUCUUCUAUGUGGUCGUGCAUUGGGGCGCAGAACCCGGCCUCUUUAAGCAAACCUGCAUUUUCGAAAGGUGAAAACUGUAAGCAUUGUCAGGUUCAUAGAUGUGAACUACAGGAGAGGAUAUUGUCUGCAAAUCAAAGAUGUAGGGCUUAACUUGAGCCAUUUUCGUCACCCUUUGUUAGUUUGUGUCUUCUCUGUGUGAUCCAAAUCAAACUUUUUGGAUCUAAUUUUUAAAGAUAGAUUGUUAUCCAUCAUGUAUUCUUUGUUUAACGUAUUUUAAUCACAAAGGAUUUUUUUU